CAGAGACAAAGAACGAUAGAGGGUGACUAGCACGCCUCAGUACGAACAUACCUGCUGUAGAAGAAAAUAUUACACGGAAUAACAGACAGGUUCUGUGGUUUUUCCUAUUCCUCUUUUUCCCUACAGCAAGAUGGGUUUAACCACGACUGAAGACUCCUCUCCAGUGAUCGGUGACUUAAGGAUUGUUCUGCUGGGGAAAACUGGCUCAGGAAAGAGUGCAACAGGGAAUACUAUCCUGGGUUACAAAGCUUUUGACGAAGGAAUAUCUCCAUCUUCUGUAACAAAGAUGUGUAAGAAAGUGGCUGGACGUUUUGAUGAAAGAACUGUGAGUGUUGUUGACACCCCUGGAAUCUUUGACACAUCAAUUAAAGAAGAGGAACUGAAAAAGGAAAUAGAAAAAUGUAUAAUGCUGUCUGUCCCAGGACCCCAUAUGUUCCUGCUAGUGAUCAGAUUGGAUGUGCGCUUCACAAAAGAAGAGAAGAGUUCUGUUAAAUGGAUCAAAGAAAACUUUGGGGAUGAAGCCUCAAAGUAUACAGCAGUGCUUUUCACAAGGGGUGAUCAGUUAAAAGAAACAUCCAUCGAAAACUACUUAGAGCAAAGUCGUGAUCUGAAGGAGCUCAUCGCUGAGUGUAAAGCUGGGUAUGUUGUAUUUGACAACACAUGCCAGAAAAAUCGCACUCAGGUAGUUGAUCUGUUUGAAAAGAUAGACCAGACAGUGCAAUUAAACGGGAACCAUUACACCAGCAGCAAAUACGAAGAGGCCCAGAAACAGAUGAAUCGGAACAAAUGGUGGCGCAAAUGUGGAGACAAAUUGAACUCUGCAGGUGAUUAUUUGCUUGUGGCAGGAGCGGCAGUAGCUGCUGCACCUGCAGUUGGUGCUGCUGUAAUGGCAGCAGCACCUGAAGUUGGUGCUGCUGUAAUGGCAGUAGCACCUGCAGUUGGUGCUGCUGUAAUGGCAGAGAAAGCAGCAGUCGCAUCCGUUCGGCCUCUAUUAAUGCUUGUAGGAGCAGGGAUUGUUAAAGGCAUUGGGGGCUGGAUCAGACCUAAAACAGAGAACAGCUAAGUAUUACCAAGCCACGACCUUUAUGAAGUCUCUUUAUGAAGAAGAGGCUUUUGUAUACAAGGACAAAUUCAUGCUUGAUAUUAUACCUGCUGUUUUAAACUUUAUGAAGAUCAUCAGGUUUGGUGUACGGUUUAUUUCAUAAUGCUUUUUUUUAUUAUGCAAUAGUUUGUUUCCAUAGAUAAUCAAAAAAAGAGAAUAUUUAUUGAAAACAUAUAGUUAUGUAGAGGUGAAGCAAAAAGAAAAUGAUUCAACAUCUCUUAAUCAUAUUUUAAUCUGCGUUGUCACUACUCUCUCAUCGUUGUAUUGUAUUACAACAUUUACAG
Pundamilia nyererei is the source of this 1386-nucleotide messenger RNA. RefSeq names its product GTPase IMAP family member 4-like. Gene Ontology annotation, molecular function: GTP binding. The coding region runs from base 131 to 1063 and encodes 310 amino acids. NCBI's taxonomy places the organism in Eukaryota, Metazoa, Chordata, Actinopteri, Cichliformes, Cichlidae. The record is from RefSeq and is a predicted model, not a curated record. The transcript is spliced from 2 exons.